This is a messenger RNA of Anoplopoma fimbria (sablefish), 4046 nucleotides long. It is a transcript of the gene aco2, whose product is annotated as aconitase 2, mitochondrial. The record is from RefSeq and is a predicted model, not a curated record. The coding region runs from base 13 to 2358 and encodes 781 amino acids. Gene Ontology annotation, molecular function: aconitate hydratase activity; 4 iron, 4 sulfur cluster binding. Gene Ontology annotation, cellular component: mitochondrion; cytosol. The transcript is spliced from 17 exons. Lineage: Eukaryota; Metazoa; Chordata; Actinopteri; Perciformes; Anoplopomatidae. Gene Ontology annotation, biological process: tricarboxylic acid cycle.
UCAGUGAACAAAAUGGCAACUUACUGUCUGACUGUCGCCCGGCUCCAGCUGGCUCUGGGCCAAGGUGCGCGGCGCCUACAUGUAUCAGCCGCUUACAGAGCCAAAGCCCAAGUGUCUAUGAGCCGCUUUGAGCCCAGUUCCUUCGUCAACUAUGAGAGGCUCCAAUCCAACAUUGACAUUGUGCGAAAAAGGCUCAACCGGCCGCUCACCCUGUCAGAGAAGAUCGUGUACGGCCACCUCGAUGACCCCCACAAACAGGAGAUCGACCGCGGUCGCACGUACCUGCGGCUGCGUCCCGACCGCGUGGCCAUGCAGGACGCCACAGCCCAGAUGGCGAUGCUCCAGUUCAUCAGCAGCGGCCUGCCGAGGGUGGCCGUGCCCUCCACUAUUCACUGUGACCAUCUGAUCGAGGCCCAGACCGGAGGAGUGAAGGAUCUUGCCAAAGCAAAGGAAGUCAACCAUGAGGUCUACAACUUCCUGUCCAGCGCUGGGGCAAAAUAUGGAGUUGGCUUCUGGAAACCAGGCUCUGGAAUCAUCCAUCAGAUCAUCCUAGAGAAUUACGCCUACCCAGGAGUGAUGCUUAUUGGCACAGAUUCCCACACACCAAACGGCGGUGGGCUUGGUUCCAUCUGCAUCGGCGUUGGAGGAGCGGACGCUGUAGAUGUCAUGGCUGGAAUCGCCUGGGAGCUCAAGUGCCCGAAGGUGAUUGGUGUGAAGUUGACCGGUAGCCUCUCAGGAUGGACGUCUCCUAAGGAUGUCAUCUUAAAGGUGGCUGGUAUCCUGACAGUGAAGGGCGGCACUGGAGCCAUUGUAGAAUACCACGGACCAGGAGUUGACUCCAUUUCCUGCACUGGUAUGGCCACCAUUUGCAACAUGGGAGCAGAGAUUGGAGCAACGACCUCAGUGUUUCCCUACAACCACCGCAUGAAGACGUACCUGGAGAAGACAGGACGUGGACAGAUCGCUGCCCUGUCUGAUGAAUUCUCACACUUGUUGGUACCAGAUGAAGGCUGCGAGUACGACGAGCUCGUCGAGCUCAAUCUGGACGAGCUGAAGCCCCACAUUAACGGGCCCUUCACCCCCGACCUGGCUCACCCAGUGUCUGAAAUCGGUGCUGUUGCUGAGAAGAACGGCUGGCCGCUGGAGGUUAAAGUUGGUCUGAUCGGCAGCUGUACCAACUCCAGCUACGAGGACAUGGGCCGCGCUGCCUCUGUGGCCAAGCAGGCUUUGGAUAAAGGCCUGACAUGCAAAGCCCAGUUCACAGUCACCCCUGGCUCCGAGCAGAUUCGUGCCACCAUUGAGAGAGAUGGAUAUUCAAAGACCCUUGGUGAUGUUGGAGGUGUGGUCCUGGCCAACGCAUGUGGCCCAUGCAUUGGACAGUGGGACAGGCAGGAUGUGAAAAAGGGAGAGAAGAACACAAUCGUCACAUCCUUCAACAGAAACUUCACUGCCAGGAACGAUGCUAACCCUGCGACACACGCCUUUGUUACCUCCCCUGAGAUUGUCACUGCCAUGGCAAUCGCCGGCACGUUAAACUUCAACCCAGAGACGGAUUACCUUACAGCCGCCAACGGUGAGAAGUUCAAGCUGGACCCCCCCUACGGAGAUGAACUACCUGCCAAGGACUUUGACCCAGGCCAGGACACGUACCAGCACCCGCCCCCUGACGGCGGCAGCCUCAAGGUGGACGUCAGCCCUAAGAGCAACCGGCUACAGCUGCUCGAACCCUUUGACAGAUGGAGCGGAGGUGACCUGGAGAACAUGAAGGUCCUCAUCAAGGUGAAGGGAAAGUGCACCACAGACCACAUCAGCGCUGCUGGGCCUUGGCUGAAGUUCCGCGGUCACCUGGAUAACAUCUCCAACAACAUGCUGAUCGGUGCAGUCAACAGCGAGAAUGACGCCAUCAACAAGCUCAAGAACUACCUGACAGGGGAGUACGGAGGUGUCCCUGAUGUGGCCCGUCACUACAAGGCCAACGGUGUGUCCUGGGUUGUGGUCGGAGAUGACAACUACGGUGAGGGCUCCAGCAGAGAGCAUGCUGCCCUGGAGCCCAGGCACCUGGGAGGAAGAGCCAUCAUUGUCAAGAGCUUCGCCAGAAUUCAUGAAACUAACUUGAAGAAGCAGGGAGUGCUGCCACUGACCUUUAGCAACCCAUCAGACUACGACAAGAUCCGCUCUGAUGACCACAUCUCCAUCAGAGGACUCAAAACCUUCGCUCCAGGAAAGCCUCUUACCGCGGUCGUGAAGCACAGCGACGGCAGCGAGGAGACCCUGGAACUGAUCCACAGCUUUAACGAGACACAGAUCGAAUGGUUCCAGGCUGGCUCCGCCCUCAACAGGAUGAAGGAGCUGCAGUGAGGUGGUGGAACCAGGAACAAACAUGUGGAGGAGGAGGAUUUUCGGGGGGGAGAACCGGGUAACCGGGUGUUCAGGAGUGUGUGGAAGAAGAAUGUAGAUGCCGGUAAUGUCUGCUCCAUCAUCUGCAUUAGCACACAGUUUGGACUGAAGCAUCGUGACUUGUAUACCUCAAAGAGUUAAAUGUCGUCAGUUGAUGAGUUCAGUCUAAUGUUGAUGACACAACCAUAGGACCUGGUUUUCGUCAUUUGUCAGUCCAUAGCGAUCUUGAAGGUACUGUACACCGCUAUGUUUCAAAGUCAAACGUUAGAAAUCGGAGUCUGUUGUAAAAACAAACCUUUAACACACUAAGCUUUGACACAAAUCCCUGCCAGCUGAUGUGCUGUUGUUGUUUUUGCAGCUGUUCAAGCUGGUCUGUAGAGCAUGGAAGCCACUUCACUCUGGAGCUCAGCCAGAUGAUCACACAGUUGCUUGAGGAUUUUGUUGCACACUGCAUGAAAAUAAUCAGCUGUAGUCAAUCAUUCAACCUUCCCCGAUGUCAUUAACACUAAACCUUGAACAGGUAAACCCUGUUUGCUGCAUCUCUGGGUCCAUUUGCAUUGACCAUAUGGAUCCAAUAGGAACACACAUGUUGAUUAAUUUAUUUACUUCUAUACUUGUGGUUAGCCUGUCUGCCCCCUAGUGGCCAUGAGGAGUUACUGUAGUGUCAACAAGUCACAGUAGCAAGAUCAUUUUAUCUAAUUUAAAGUUUUGAGAGCAGCACCUAGUUGACACAGCUGUUUUCUAGGCAUUAUUGGAAACGUAGUAAAUCACAUAAGUGCAUGGGCCAGUUUGAGAACAGGUGGAUUCAACCUAAAAGUAAAUUAAACUAACGUAGCUUAUCUUGAACAUCACACAGAUUGAUUACUUGAUAUCUAACAGGAGCUUUUAGGGGUCAGUUUUUUUUUUAUCCAUGUUCUUUCAGCAAAGUAUGAUUUUAUCCAUCACAGUACAUGAGAACCAUUGCAGACGUUUCCUAAUAUACAGAAAGACCGUUAAUACUGUUUGAGAAUACAGUAAACACUCCUCUUCUUCCCUGACCCAAUCACUUCCUUUCUCCCGAUCAGUCCUCAACUUCUUAACAAGGUCAAACAUAAUAUGGUUUCCUGCGUGCUUUAUCCAUAAACUUUCAAAAAAAAAAAACAUUUCAAGCACAGGUUAAACAUUGGACCUGUGUCCUUGUCCAUCCUGUGUUUUCAGUGCCAUUUUUUUGUAGUGUAACGUGUCACUGUUGUGUUACUUUCACCUCCACAAAAAUCAAACUGUAUGGAAGAAAACGAGAGUAACAGGUGGAGAAAAUGUAAAACUGAUAAUUAUCACUUGAAUUUAUUGAGUAAUGUGGUAACUCAUAAGAGCCCCAGAUUACCAUGUCAGCCGGUUUUGGUACUCUGUGGAUAUAAAUAACUGACACCCUCAACAUGGGGAUCAGUAACCGGAUGUGUUUUUGUAUUUAUGACGACUUUAUUUUCUUUCCCAGUAUCUGUAAACUUAAUUCAUCAAGAGUUAAGCAGAGGAAGACAUAAACCACUACAGACUCUGUGAAGUGUUAAAUUACAUGUACAUUCAAGUGUUGUUAUUUUCCUCCCAGAUUAUUUUUUUCUGUACAAACAGAAAUGCCAAGCGGUUGUAAAAUAAAAUACUUUCACUCCAGU